AUGAGCUCAAAGUCCAUCCCCCAAGUCGUAGUCAAAGAUGACGCCUUCCGCGACCCCUCCAACACCGACUUCCGCCCCACCCACAGCAUCCCAAAAGGCGGCCUCUUCUCCAUCUACCGCGAGAUCGAAAUUGCCGCCCCAGUCCAAUCCGUCUGCGACGUCCUCCUCGACGUCCGCAAAUGGAAAGACUGGACCGCCUUCUACGGCGACGUGACCAUAACCUCGCACCCGCACUCUCACCAGCGGGACCUCACGAUGGUGCCGGGAACGAACAUGGACUUCAACAUUCAGAUGAAGCCCGGGUCAGGGGAGGAGAAGAACAAACUCCACGUCACAUGCUCACACGUCGGUCGCGUGCGGACGCUAGAGGAUCAUGAUCCGCCGGCCCUUACACACAUAAGAUGGACGUAUCAUAAUGCAGGACAUAUGCAGCCGGCGUUUGUGCUGAAGGCGGAGCGGGAGAACGAGAUGGAGGAUUUGGGCGGGGGGAGGACGAUGUAUCGGACUUGGCAGAGUUUUGGCGGGUUGGCGGCUAAGAGUUAUCGGAAGAAGUACGAGGCGAGUUUGAAGGAGAGGUUUGCGGAGUGGUGUGCAGACUUGAAGGGAAGGGUGGAGGAGGUGCAUGGGGCGGCACACAACACGUCUGGGAAGGACGGUGGGAUUCCUGAAGUUGUCGUUGAGGCGGCGGAGAGCAGAUGA
Recurvomyces mirabilis is the source of this 699-nucleotide messenger RNA. RefSeq lists its product as uncharacterized. NCBI's taxonomy places the organism in Eukaryota, Fungi, Ascomycota, Dothideomycetes, Mycosphaerellales, Teratosphaeriaceae. The coding region runs from base 1 to 699 and encodes 232 amino acids. The record is from RefSeq and is a predicted model, not a curated record. The transcript has a single exon.